Messenger RNA from Naegleria gruberi, 1956 nucleotides. RefSeq lists its product as uncharacterized. Gene Ontology annotation, biological process: SCF-dependent proteasomal ubiquitin-dependent protein catabolic process. The record is from RefSeq and is a predicted model, not a curated record. The transcript has a single exon. Bases 1 to 1956 code for a protein of 651 amino acids. Gene Ontology annotation, cellular component: SCF ubiquitin ligase complex. Gene Ontology annotation, molecular function: protein binding. NCBI's taxonomy places the organism in Eukaryota, Heterolobosea, Eutetramitea, Acrasida, Naegleriidae.
AUGUCAGUUGUGCUUCUUCCUGAAAUCCUUGGUGAAGUGUUCACUUUUUUACCCUAUCGUUUAUUAUUUAAUACAAUCAGGAGAGUUUGUAAAGAAUGGAAUCACUUGAUCACUGAUGGUUCUUCCAUCCGAAACAGUUCAUUGAAAAUUGUUUCUCUCUGUUUUAUGAAAGAGGAGAGAAGACAAGCCUUCUGGGAAUGUUGCAAAGCAGGCUACUUUAAUAAGAGUAUUGAAGAGUUGAUUAUCCGAUUGCCAAAAGAAAUGAUGUGGAAUCAGACAGAGAAGGAAAUAUUGGAUUCCGAUGAUAAUUCACUGUUACACUAUUUUCAGAGUGUUAAAAGUUUGUCCUUGAGAGAUUCUAAAAUUUAUUCUGAUAAUUUUGGUAUGAUGUUGGAGAAUUGCAAAUCAGCUGCAACUCUUGAGGGUAUUACAGAGUUGAGUGUUGAAAAUAAUGGAUUGAAUAAUCUUGAUAUUAAUUUAAUUGCUGAAAAACUUCCUAAUUUAACACAUAUUGAUAUUUCAUCCAAUCCUAUUAAUGAAGGUGGCUUGGAUGUAUUGCUGACCAAUCAAAAGUUAAAGACAAUUUUUGCAGGUGUAAACGAAAUUGAAGAUGAAACAGAUUUGGACAAGAUGAAAUGCACACAAAUUGAAGAGUUAACUAUUAGUAAUACUGAUUUUGGAGAUAGAUAUUUGGAACUUUUAUUUGAUCAUAAGAAGAAUAGAGAUUUAUUGAAGAAUAUGAAGGAGUUAGAUUUGAUGGAUACGUUGCCGUCCGAUGUUGGAUUGUCGUACAUGAAAAACUAUCCAUAUCCAACAAAUAUCACCUUCCUUAAUUUGGAAUAUAAUGAGCUGUUGCCAGAAACUCUUGCCAUUAUCACCCAGAGCCAAGCUCUAUCCAAUUUGAAGACUCUAUUACUUCCAAAUGGAUCUAUUCUUUCUGAGGGGUUUAGCUUGAUUACAAAAUGCCCUUUUUUCAAAAAUGUCACUAAAUUGGAUGUUAGUAAUAACACAAUUGGAGAUGAGGGAUUUAUUCACUUUGGAACAGAAAAUUUCACUCUCAAAAACCUAAUUCAUUUCAAAUGCAAUACUAACACAGUUGGUUAUGAAGGAUAUCAACAUUUUUUCAAGGAACCUUCUCUUUCAGGACUACAAAAGCUUAAGAUUGCAGAUACCAACUUUGAUGAUGACUCUGUGAGUGAAUUGGCGUCUGCAAAUUUGGCUUCCUUGAAAGUUCUUGAUUUUGUAGGAAAUAUUAUAACUGAUAAGGGAUUUGAAACUCUUUCUCAACUCAAGGCACCAAAAUUGGAAAAAAUUUUAUGUGGAGGUUCCAAUGCAACUUCCUACAAGGGAGCAAUUUACUUUUUGGAGAAUUGCUCUCUGCCAAAUCUCAAAUAUUUGGAUAUUGAUUUUUAUGAAGAGUACAAGGAAGAAAAUAAGGAAAUUCUUGAUGGUCCAGAAGUUGUUGAAUUAGUAAAGGCCAAUUCAUUAAAAGUUGCCAAGGUAUUAGUGCAAAGAUUUCCAAGAUUGAAUGGUAUUAAAUAUGACUCAUAUAUCAGUGUUGAGAUAUUGAAAGUAUUCCUUGAUGGAUUAUCAGAACUGAUUUCAUUGUGUAUUCAGGUUAAUUUUAUAGAUGAUGAUCACAUUAUUUUACUGACCAGCCAUCCACAGGCUGCCAAAUUAGAAAAGCUUUACCUUUCAGAUAAUAAGAUUACAGAUGUUGGAGCUAAACUCAUUUCUGAAUGCGCACAGUUCAAGAAUUUACUAGAGCUUUCAUGUGAAGAUAAUUUAUUUACAGAUGAAGGAUGGAAGUUAAUAUUUUCAAGUAGAAAUUUAAUGUCCCUCACAAAAUUAUUUACAGAUUUCAAUGAGAAUGAUAUAGUUGACUGUGAAUUAUUGAAUAUUGAUUAUAUAUCGGCUUCUGAUAAAGAUCUCUAUGAAGAUGCUGAAGAAGAGUAA